AUGGUCGGUCAAGGCAGCAUUGAGCGCUGGCUCACCUGGUCUGUCUCGCCGUCAAUAUCUGCGAUCAUCGUGACGCUCCUCGUCAGCUUACUGCUGCCGAUACUCAUCCACACAUAUCUCUACCGCAAAGCAGUCGCAAGAGAAGUUCCCAGCUUCUUGCUUGUGGGACCCAGCGGUGCGGGCAAGACAAGUCUUCUCACUCUCUUCGCGAGCGGGACCACAACUACGACCCAUACCAGCCAAGAACCCCAAAUCGCUCUCUGCGAACUCCCAUCCUCGACCCGUUCCUCCGCAGACCAAUACCGCUCCGAAAACGACACAUCCGCCCGUAUACAGCCAAAGUUUCAACUUGUAGAUACGCCCGGCCACGGCAAGCUACGGCACCAUGCGCUUUCCUCCAUCACCACCCGAGCCUCACUCAGAGGCCUGCUGUUUGUCGUAGACAGUGCCGCUGUCAGCUCCGCGGCGGGUCUCACAGAAACUGCCGAGUAUCUUCAUGAUAUCCUACUACUCCUACAGAAACGGCAUACACAGAGCAAGACUUCAAAAGGACCGACUUCAAUUCCAGUGUUGAUCGCGGCGAAUAAGCAGGACGUCUUUACUUCGCUGCCCGCUGGAUUGGUGAAGACGAAGCUUGAGCAAGAAAUCGCAAGUGUCAGGAAGAACAGGAGCAAAGGAGUGCUGGAUAGCGGGAUUGGUAUGGAAGACGAUGCUGGUGGGGAUGAGGAGAGCAAUUGGUUGGGCGAGUUUGGUGCAAAGGAGUUCAAGUUCGCACAGAUGGAAGAGCAUGGCGUAGAUGUCAAGGUCGUGGGUGGAAAUGUUCGGGAUGGAGAGGAUCCUGGAAAGKUAGAUGAAUGGUGGGCGUUUAUAGGAGAUAACCUAUGA
Messenger RNA from Ramularia collo-cygni, 885 nucleotides. RefSeq names its product related to SRP102-signal recognition particle receptor, beta chain. Lineage: Eukaryota; Fungi; Ascomycota; Dothideomycetes; Mycosphaerellales; Mycosphaerellaceae. Bases 1 to 885 code for a protein of 294 amino acids. The transcript has 2 exons. The record is from RefSeq and is a predicted model, not a curated record.